AUCACAGCGACAUAAAAUUGAAACAUAAACAACAAUGGUCAGGCAGUUAGCGAAGAAAUGAUCACGCUGGUCUUUUCAUUAUGUUCUAUAUUUCUAAAGGAUAUAUCGACGUCUUCGAAUGCUAAGGUUGCAGUGCUAAAAAGGCCUAACGUUUCUGCUUUACAUAAGCAUCACAUUAAGGACGAGAAAGGAUGUUAAAACAGCAUGCUAACGUUGUCCCCAGCGGCCUUCCCACACUUCUGGAGGGGUUUUCUAAAGCAGCAUUGAAGAAAAGACCGAGUAAUCUUGGAUUCUUUGCCUGGUACUACUUCACGGAACUGAUGAAAUACAAAGCCGAAAAUGAAUCAUUUGACCUUAGAAAACUUGUGCGAGAAUUCCACAACAAUUUGGCUGAUCGAAUAAGUGGAGAUGGAUUUGAAGAGGAGCUCAAGAAAGAGGGGUAUAAUGUCACCUCAAAUGUUGACCAUGAAUAUAAUGAACUUUGCAUCACUGGAGAAGUAGACUUGCUUUCAUGGGGACAUCAAUAUGAUGACACUAACAACACGAACGGAGCAAAAUCAAAUGUACCACCAACUGCACCACCAAACUCUCUGGUCAAGAGUAAUGAUCCUGGAAGGGCUGCCGGAGACACCAAGCAGAAGGUUCACCCAGAGGGCAAACAAAACCUUAGUGCUGGGAGAAAUACCUGUCCUUCAGAGCCAUUCAAAAUUAUCAAAGGAAUUGAUGCCAGUGCCCAGUCUAAAAUGCUGAAUGCUUUGUUUGCCAACCAGAUUGCUCAAGUGAAAAGCCAAGUGGAUUCAGUCCCAUUGUGUCCUAAAAGUUCUCUGUCAAUACAAAAAGCAACUGACACAAGGACAAGACUUCCAGAAUCUCCAAAACAGGCUCUGAAUCAAGGGGCAAGAGGCACCGCUUGUGUCCAUCCACUCAAAGAUCCCCCCAGGAAUCACACAAACACCAAUGCACAGCAUGAAGUGAAACCUUCAGCUUGUUCCACAGCGAUGGCCGUCCAGACCAAUCCAACUGGUGCCACAACAGACACUGUCACAGAGCAACUCUCCGUUCAGCUGAAGAAAAGUUCUUUGGGCCCCAGCGACGGCACCACGGAGGACAGAAAGAGGUGGGCUCCCUAUGACAGCAGAGAUGGGGACAGGCAUCCCCCUAACAGUGCUCAGUCUCAGUCUCGCCUACAGCCGCAGCUACAGCAGCGGCCUGAAACUUGUACUGGCCCGGCUGGAACACACUGGUGCCAGCCACCUGAAGCCCACUACCAUCGACCUCCCCCUCCCCAUGGGCCCCUCUAUGGGUGCUAUCGACCGGGAUCCGUGUGGUUCCCCCCUCCGCCACAUUUUCCCCUUUACCAUUUUUGGCCCCCUCAGGGGCUAUACCCCUGGUGUCCUCCUUGUCCUUGUUUCAUGUGGCCUAAUAUGGGAGCAGCAAUGCCCAGGAGAUGCCAUGAUGCCCCACCUGGCUAUCCUCUGAGGGUGUGUGCUCCCAGCCAAGUCCCAUCCGCUCCAUGUCAAAAUACCCCCAAUAGUCCUGACUCCACCAGUUCCCCUGACCCUGUCUUGUUACCCGUGAACCAACAAUCUCCCUCAGGAUGUCCCAGGUCCCUUUACCCCCCUGCAUUUGGCUGUGCUUCAUAUUACCCUGGACCCAUGCCUCAGAGGGAGGGUGAAAUGCCAACCUCUAACGCACCAAACAGGAGGUGCCCGUACAAUCCAAAUUGUCACAUCCAUCCCCAGUUUUAAUCAGCAGUUUCUCUUACAGAUCUAGUAUGCAGAGAUGGAUUCAGAAGAUUGUAAGAAGACAACUAGAUAAAGACUUUUCUAAUUAAUAUAAUAAAGUAUCUUAUGGUGGA
This is a messenger RNA of Alosa alosa (allis shad), 1858 nucleotides long. Its product is annotated as pollen-specific leucine-rich repeat extensin-like protein 4. Gene Ontology annotation, molecular function: calcium ion binding. NCBI's taxonomy places the organism in Eukaryota, Metazoa, Chordata, Actinopteri, Clupeiformes, Clupeidae. Gene Ontology annotation, cellular component: cytoplasm; sperm fibrous sheath. Bases 192 to 1748 code for a protein of 518 amino acids. Gene Ontology annotation, biological process: sperm capacitation. The transcript has 5 exons. The record is from RefSeq and is a predicted model, not a curated record.